UAAUCCGAGUCUAAUUCCUCUUUACUCUUUCGUAUAUAUAUACUCUUUAUUACCUCCUCUCUUCGUCCUUGCGAGCGAUCAUCUCCAACUCUCUCUCUCUCCUCUAAGGUUUCGCGCUCUUCUAGAAUUUCGAUUCGAUUCUCCAUGGCGGAAGCCGAAGCUCCCAUGGUGGCGACCGAAGCGAAGGCGAAGGUGGAGGUGGAGGAGGUGGCGGAGGUGAAGGAGAAGGGGCCUGGCCAUUACCAGAUCGAGCACCCCUACCUGUGCAUCGGCGAGCCUAGGGUUGAGUACGUCCCCUCCUCCCCCACACCCUCCUCCACCGUCGUCGUCGAGAUCACGUGGAGGAGGGCGACGCAGUGCGUCACCACCAUCAACGGCACCUCCACCCUCGACCGCCGCGGCCCCGUCGAAACCCUAGGCUCCUCCUCCUCCUCCUUCGACGUCCCCGCGCUCCUCGCGGCCUCGCCCGACUUCCACGGGGUGACGAACUCCGCGGGGGACGCGUGGUUCGACGUGUUCGCCUCCUUCCCCGCCGCCGCCCACCUCUCCCCCUUCCUCCCCGGCUCCCUCUUCGACGCCCUCUCCUUCCACCUCGACAAGGCCAUCGCCGAGCGACCGCCCCCGCACCUCUCCGACGCCGUCCUCUACAAGCAGGAGCUCACCAUCCUCGACACGCACAUCCACGACGACCGGCUCGUCGCCAUCCGCGAUCUCCUCGGCGAGAUCGGCGCGGCGACGCGGCUCGCCGGCGCCAGGUGCGGCGCGUGCCACACGCUGCACCGCAGGGAGUUGGACUUCCUGAGGUUGCCCUGCUCCCACGCCUUCCACACCCACUGCAUCUUCAAAGAGUUCCGGAGCGACAUCCGAUGCCCCACCUGUCGCUGGAGAUAUCGCUAGAACGAUGCUUGAAUUUCUCUUCUUAUUAGUAAGCAUAAGCCUGCCGCACCCUGGUUCUUCGUUUUAGGGUUUUGGUUGGAGAUGGCCCAAUUUUUCUCGAAUUCUAAAAACAAAGUUAAAGUUUAGAUUAUGCAUAAUCUUAUUAAGAUUAUUUCUGAUUUUAUUAACAUUGCAUUCCUACUUGUAUUAGCAUUUAGUGAUUAUCAUCAUAAAUAUUAUAUGUUUUAUUUCAUUAAUUUGGUGCGACAGAGAAAUAUAUUUUGUAGAGAACUUUGAUUGUA
Molecule: messenger RNA, 1178 nt
Organism: Ananas comosus (pineapple)
Lineage: Eukaryota; Viridiplantae; Streptophyta; Magnoliopsida; Poales; Bromeliaceae
Exons: 2
Coding region: 145-897 (250 amino acids)
Source: RefSeq, a predicted model, not a curated record